This is a messenger RNA of Protobothrops mucrosquamatus (brown spotted pit viper), 2473 nucleotides long. RefSeq names its product von Willebrand factor-like. The record is from RefSeq and is a predicted model, not a curated record. Gene Ontology annotation, cellular component: extracellular matrix. NCBI's taxonomy places the organism in Eukaryota, Metazoa, Chordata, Lepidosauria, Squamata, Viperidae. Gene Ontology annotation, biological process: blood coagulation; cell-substrate adhesion. The annotation marks the transcript as partial. The transcript has 13 exons.
GUACCUGCAUGGGAAGUUCAACCAGACACAUUGUCACCUUCGAUGGGCUGGAUUUUAAGCUGAUGGGCAACUGUUCCUACACCUUGUUUGAGGACAAAGAGGAGGGCGUUGAAGUGAUUCUUCACAACGGCGCUUGCAGCUCAGCCCCCAAAGUCAACUGCAUGAAUGCCAUUGAGGUCACACAUCAGGGCUUCUCUCUGCAGCUCUAUAACAACAUGACGGUGACCGUGAACGGCAUGGCUGUUAUUCCCCCCUACAGCAACAGUCAGGUGGAAGUCAAUAUCUACGGGACAAUAAUGCACGAAGUCAGGUUUCUGCAGCAGAACCACACCCUGGCCUUCACACCGAGCAACAAUGAGUUCACGUUACAGCUUAGCCCAAAGAGCUUUGCCUCAAAGAUGUAUGGACUUUGUGGGGUUUGUGACCAAAACAGCAGGAACGACCUGCUCUUGAAGAAUGACUCCAUCACUCAGGACAUCAGUGGCUUCAUCCAGGACUGGACCAUUCAGCAACCAGGACGGAUUUGCAAAGAGAGAAAGGCUGAGGUGUGCGUUGAGCGGGCAACUGCCCGAUGCAGCAUCCUGCUUUCCAAUCUCUUUUAUGAGUGCCAUCAGAUCAUCCCCCCCAACACCUUCUAUGCAACGUGCGAAGAAAACAAUUGCUUUGGGGAGGAAGUGUGUGAGAUUGUAGCCUCCUACGCCCAUCUUUGCAAAGUCCACGGGGUCUGUGUGGACUGGAGAACGCCCGAUUUCUGCGCCAUGCCGUGCCCGGCCUCUCUGAUCUACCAGCCCUGCCAGAAAGGGUGCACAAAACACUGUGAGAACGGGACCGACAUGCAAAUCUGCACGGACUAUGCCACCGAGGGCUGUUUCUGCCCACCGGGACAGGUCAUCCUGGAUGGCACCUGUGUUCACGAAGACAUCUGCUCCCAAUGCAUCGGUGAAGAUGGAAGUCGCCACCAGGUGAGGCGUCCCCUCCUGACUCCCAUCACCAGGGCCAUUGACUGUGGUCCCUGUGAGAUUCCAAGACUGCAGAGGAACUCCAAUCAGUGCUGUCCAGUUUUUGAAUGCGUCUGCGAUCUGAUCUCUUGCAAAUUGCCUCCGAUACCUCACUGUGAAGAUGGUCUCCAACUCAUCCAGGCAAAUCCCGGAGGAUGUCGACCAGAUUACGCUUGCGUCUGCAAAAAGGAAGAGUGUAAGCCACAGUCCACCCCGUUCUGCCCACCACACCGCAAACCGAUUUUGGUGAAGACUCGGUGCUGUGAUGAGUUCCAGUGUGUUUGUAGCUGUAACAAUUCAACGGUGACCUGCCCAUUGUGCGAGGGGAAACACAGCGCGGAGAAACGGGACUGCAGUUACCACUUAAUGCCUUCUCAGCUUUACUUUUCAAAGCAAACUGAACUCAAUUACCGGAUGGAGAAAACCUCUGGAUCCUGUUGUGGCAAAUGUUUGCCCACUCGGUGUGAUAUCCAGCUGAGGGACGGAACCAUUUUGUAUCUGAAGCCGAAUGAAACGAUCCAAGAUGGGUGUGACAAUCAUUUUUGCAAGGUGAACCAAAAAGGAGAUUUUAUUUGGGAAAGGAAAAUUACCGGCUGCCCUCCAUUUGAUUCUAAGAAAUGCUUAGCUGAAGGGGGUAAAGUUACAAAACUUGGCAGUACGUGCUGCGAAACAUGUGUGGAGCCAGAGUGCAAGCUAGCCACAGGCAGGCUGGAAUUUGUGAAAGUGGACGACUGUGUGAAUGAAAACCAGCUGAACCUCCAUUACUGCGAGGGCAAGUGUCCAAGCCAAGCCAUUUACAACAUAACCCUGAACCGUAUUGAAGACCUCUGCAGCUGCUGCUCAGCCACCGCAGCCGACACCAUGCGCGUCCCCUUGCGUUGUGCCAACGGCUCUCUAGUUCAUCACCAAGUUUUUAACGCCAGAGAGUGCAACUGCCUCUCUCGGAAAUGCCAACCCUAAUCCCCAAACGGGGAGGGGAGGCAUGCCCAGCUUUUUCUCCAGACGCUGGAGUGUGUACAACCUGAUUGUGGUUUGCUUUGGGCAUUGGGAGAGGUUUUGAUACUAGUUUAAUCAAAGCCAGGUAAACAGCCAAGGAAGAAACUGCACAUUAGGGAAGUUUUACUUUGGACCGUUUCAGGGGUGCCGUAUUUUGAAAAAGCCCCAAGAAGUCAAAUCAUUGCCGAGGGUGGCUAUUCAAGAAGAGACCGGACUGCCCUGUGUCAGCAAUGGUGUAGGGUCUCCUGCUUGGGCAGGGGGUUGGAGUAGAUGACCUCCAAGAUCCCUUCCAGCUCUGUUCCGUUCUGCUCUGUUCCAUCAAAGGACUUCUAUCCACGCGAUGAACUGAGAGAAGAGUUUCGGCAUAUAGUUAUUUUCGUUUCAAUUACUUUUAUGAUGAAGGGCUAACUCUAGCUCACCUUUCAAAAUCAGAGUUGUUUGGCUUUUGUUACCAGCUUGAAUAAAACAUUUGACUAAAA